AUGGAGAGAGCCAAUCACGUCAACAUUGCAAUGAUGGAAGAUGUCGGCACCAACGGGACGGCCGGGUCAAAGGUCGUCGCAGCCGCGGACCAGAACAAGCAGCCGUGUGAAUCCACCGUGAGCUUCCACAACAUCCAGUACAAAGUGCAGCUGAAGAGUGGCUUCUUCUGCAAAAGGAAAACCAGUCCCAGGGAAAUACUGGCGGACCUCAAUGGGAUUAUGAGACCUGGCCUGAACGCUAUUCUUGGACCUACUGGAAGUGGAAAAUCUUCAUUCUUGGAUAUUCUGGCUGCAAGGAAGGAUCCUUCCGGUCUCUCAGGAGAAGUGCUCAUUGACGGAGCACCACAGCCUCCAAACUUCAAGUGCCUCUCUGGCUAUGUGGUUCAGGAGGACGUGGUUAUGGGCACCCUGACUGUGAGGGAGAAUCUGCGUUUUUCUGCAGCUCUGCGGCUGCCCAGCUCUGUGCCACAGAGUGAGAAGGAGGCUCGAGUCAAUCACCUCAUCAAAGAACUGGGUCUCACCAAAGUGGCCGACUCCAAGGUGGGCACACAGAUGACCCGGGGAAUCUCAGGCGGAGAGAGGAAGAGGACGAACAUCGGCAUGGAGCUGAUUAUUGAUCCCUCAGUUCUCUUCCUGGAUGAACCGACCACAGGACUGGAUGCCAGCACUGCCAACUCUGUCUUGCUGUUGUUGAAAAGAAUGGCCAGUCACGGAAGAACCAUAAUUAUGUCCAUCCACCAACCUCGCUACUCCAUCUACAGACUGUUUGACACUCUGACCUUGCUGGUUAGUGGCAAAAUGGUGUACCACGGACCAGCGCCGAAUGCUUUGGACUACUUCGCCAACAUCGGCUAUCCAUGUGAGCCCCACAACAACCCAGCUGACUUCUUCCUGGAUGUUAUUAAUGGAGACUUCACUGCUACAACCAUGACCAAAGUGCACGGCUCUGAAGAUUUGGACUUUGAGGAGCUCAGCAGCUCCAGGCAGAGCAUCGAGGAGCGCCUGAUAGAGGAGUACAGGAACUGCAGCUACUCCAGCGACACGCGGGCCGAGCUGGACCGCAUCGUCCAGGAUAAGGAGUGUAUCUCUCGUCCGAAAUCCCGCACCAUCACCUACAACAGCUCCUUCUUCCACCAGCUACGUUGGGUGCUGAAAAGAACUUUCCUGAACCUCAUGUUAAACCCACAAACAUCUGUUGCCCAGCUGGGAGUCCACAUUUUCCUCGCUCUCAUCGUAGGCGCCAUUUUCUUCGGGGUCAAAGAUGAUCAGAGUGGUAUCCAGAACAGGAUGGGCGCCCUCUUCUUCAUCACCACCAACCAGUGUUUCAGCACUGUGUCUGCAGCUGAGCUCUUCAUCAUUGAGAGGAAACUGUUUGUGCAUGAGUACAUCAGUGGCUACUACAGAGUGUCCGUCUACUUCCUCUCAAAGAUCCUGUCUGACAUCACUCUGCGCACAAUCACCUCUGUUAUCUUCAGCUGUAUUGUCUAUUUUAUGAUCGGGCUCAAGUCCACAGUGGCGGCCUUUUUCGUCUUCACGCUGACAGUGACUCUGGUGGCCUAUACAGCCACAGCCAUGACCAUGGCCAUCUCAGCCGACCAGAGCGUCGUGGCUCUCGCCAACAUUUUCAUGACCAUCACCUUUGUCUUCAUGAUGAUUUUCUCCGGUCUGCUGGUGAACCUACCCAGUAUCAUGGAUUGGCUGGCUUGGCUGAAGUACUUCAGCAUUCCUCGCUACGGCCUCGCAGCCUUGAAGAUCAAUGAGUUUGUGGGUUUGAAGUUCUGCGAGCAGCCUGUGAUCCGAAAUGCCAACACGUCGGCUAUAAUGACCAACUGCGGUGUGAGCACAGCUGGCCUGACAUGUACAGGAGAGCAGUAUCUGGACUACCUGGGUAUAGAGUACACCACCUGGGGACUUUGGGAGAACCAUGUGGCUUUGACUGUUAUGUCGAUCCUUUUCCUCAUCAUCGCCUACCUGAAACUCCGGUACAUCCAGAAGUUCACUUGAAUGCUUCAUUCUGAAUUCUUCGUUUUUGUCUUUGAGCAACCAGGCCAGUAAAUGUGCACAACGAUGUCAGGGGACAAAUAACGCCAUUUUGGGAGAAACGCUCGGUUGCUUCUUGCAUAGAGUUAGAUCUGAUACCACUCAUGCCUGUACGUGAAUGUGGAGCUAGGAUUAGCUUAGUUUAGCACAAAGACUGGAAGCAAGGGGAAGCAGCUAGCCUGGCUCUCUCCAAGGUUCAAAAAUAUAUCUACCAGCUCUAAAGCUCACUAAUUAAAAUGUUGUAUUUUGUUUGUUUUACUGAUACGA
Molecule: messenger RNA, 2307 nt
Organism: Xiphias gladius (swordfish)
Lineage: Eukaryota; Metazoa; Chordata; Actinopteri; Istiophoriformes; Xiphiidae
Product: broad substrate specificity ATP-binding cassette transporter ABCG2-like
Exons: 15
Coding region: 1-2004 (667 amino acids)
Cellular component (GO): plasma membrane
Molecular function (GO): ABC-type transporter activity; ATP hydrolysis activity; ATP binding
Source: RefSeq, a predicted model, not a curated record